Pyrus x bretschneideri (Chinese white pear) is the source of this 1529-nucleotide messenger RNA. RefSeq names its product double-stranded RNA-binding protein 2. NCBI's taxonomy places the organism in Eukaryota, Viridiplantae, Streptophyta, Magnoliopsida, Rosales, Rosaceae. Gene Ontology annotation, molecular function: double-stranded RNA binding. Bases 110 to 1342 code for a protein of 410 amino acids. The record is from RefSeq and is a predicted model, not a curated record. The transcript is spliced from 3 exons.
UCUCGCUCCGGCUCCUCCCAUUACCUAAACCCAACCUUGGAGCUCCGAGAACAGUUGGGUCGGACGGAGACGCCCAGGGAGGGAGAGUGAAGAGAAGAGGGGCGAAGAAAUGUACAAGAACCAGCUGCAAGAGCUGGCCCAAAGGAGCUGCUUCAACUUGCCUUCCUACACGUGCAUUCGGGAAGGUCCGGACCACGCGCCCAGGUUCAAGGCCAACGUCAACUUUAACGGCGAGAUCUUCGAGAGCCCUCACCACUGCACCACUCUCCGCCAGGCCGAACACUCCGCCGCCGAGGUCGCCCUCAACUACCUCUCCAAUCGCGGCCCCUCUCACUCUCUUGCCGCUAGGAUUCUGGAUGAGACGGGAGUUUACAAGAACCUCUUGCAGGAAAUUGCUCAACGAGUAGGAGCUCCGUUGCCGCAGUACAAAACCUUCAGGUCUGGCCUUGGCCACCUACCUGUUUUCACGGGGGUAGUUGAAUUGGCUGGAAUCACAUUUACAGGGGAACCUGCCAAGAACAAAAAACAAGCAGAGAAGAAUGCAGCGAUGGCAGCUUGGUCAUCUUUGAAACAAUUGGCAAAGGAAACUGCAAGCUCUUCAUCUGAGCCCGAGCACAAUGAUGAGCUGGAACAGAUCACUAUAGCACGAGCCUUAAUCAAUUAUCGGUUAAAGGAAAAAAUGACAAUGGCAAAUCCAACCGCUCCAAUUCUAUUUCCGAAGAAGUUUCCAUUUCAGAACCGCAGACCUACAAGUCCACAACCUCCACCUGCUCACACCUCAAAAAUACUGCCCUUAAUUUGCCAAAAGCAAGCUCUGAGGAGCAGAUUCCAGUCAAAUGCAACGCAUGAUAAUCGUGUUACAUCAUCACAGGCUUCUUCAAUAGACAGUCGUGUGAUGCGUCCCCAAAGAUUCCCUGCUGCAGGAGCAGCUCCUUAUGUACCCAUCCGACAAUUGAGGACUCCUUGCCAUGGGAUUGCACCGCCAGUGACAAUAAGGACAGCGGUGCCUGUGUUCUCGGCACCACCUCAUGCAAUGCCCUGCCAAACAAUGCAUAUUCCACCCGUACGAGUGGCUCCUCCUGUCACUGUGAGGCAGGCUGUACCUGUAUUUUCUUCUUCACCGGUUAAGAAAGAUGAUCCACCGACCACUCGGAAAGAAGAAUCGCCAAUCAUUUUGAAAGAAGAUUCUCCAAUCGUUCAGAAAGAAGAUUCUCCUGCUGUUAUUGCUCCAGCUGUGCAGAAUAAAUCAAUAGGACAAGUAGAGGAAACUGUAAGAGCAGCAGCUGCCGAUGAUUUGGAGGAAUUGAGGACAAUUGAAAUCUUGGAACAACUAAAAAUUUGAUGGUCGUCGGGGAGAACUUAAUCCGUGGGAGGUACAAGUGGUUUUGUUGGCUUGAAGUUCGUCCUGUCAAAUUUCUCAUCUUAUUAUAUGUGUUGUCUUUUUUCUUGCUGUUGCCGGUGUUUUCUUUAUCCCUUUUUGUUCUGUUAAAACUUCAGUUGGCAGGUUGAUUUAGAAUUAGAAAAUCUCA